GGCGGCGCGCACGCGCGGGGAACAUGGCGGCGGCGGAGCCCUCGGUGGCGGCGCUGGCGGGCGGCGGUGUGGGCGCGGGGGCGCCGUCGGGCGGCGUGCCGGUGCUCUUCUGCUUCUCGGUGUUCGCGCGGCCCGCGUCGGUGCCCCACGGCGCGGGCUACGACGUGCUCAUCCAGAAGUUCCUGAGCCUGUACGGCGACCAGCUCGACAUGCACCGCAAAUUCGUGGUGCAGCUCUUCGCCGAGGAGUGGGGUCAGUACGUGGACCUGCCCAAGGGCUUCGCGGUGAGCGAGCGCUGCAAGCUGCGCCUGGUGCCGCUGCAGAUCCAGCUUAUGACCCUGGGAAACCUCACACCUCAGAGUACUGUGUUUUUCUGCUGUGACAUGCAGGAAAGAUUCCGUCCAGCCAUCAAGUACUUCGGAGACAUCAUUAGUGUGGGACAGAGACUGUUGCAAGGAGCUCGGAUAUUAGGGAUUCCAGUCAUCAUAACGGAACAAUACCCCAAAGGACUUGGCAGCACCGUUCAAGAAAUCGACUUAACAGGUGUAAAACUGGUUCUUCCAAAGACCAAGUUUUCGAUGGUGUUACCUGAAGUCGAAGCAGCGUUAGCUGAGAUUCCUGGUGUGCGGAGCGUCGUGUUGUUUGGAGUAGAAACACACGUGUGUAUCCAGCAAACUGCCUUGGAGCUGGUCGGCCGAGGCAUCGAGGUUCACAUCGUCGCGGACGCCACCUCCUCGAGAAGCAUGAUGGACAGGAUGUUUGCUCUUGAGCGUCUUGCUCGCACUGGGAUCAUCGUGACUACUAGUGAGGCUGUCCUCCUACAGCUGGUGGCUGACAAAGACCACCCGAAGUUCAAGGAGAUCCAGAACCUAAUUAAGGCGAGUGCCCCGGAGUCGGGUCUGCUUUCUAAAGUAUAGGAGACAUGAAGGAUCAAGGUCCCCGUUCCCUCCAGGCAAUGGGACUGCAAGCCACACAAGCCCUUGUCUCCACUAGAACUAAUAUGUAAAGUCAACAGCUCCUUCUUUGUGGCUUUUAGUAAUCCUUAACUGGCUAGACCAUCAUGUACAAGCGUUUAGUUACGAUGUCGAGGCUUCAGGUGCUGCUUAUCAUCUUUGUUUCCUAACGAGCUUUUAGUUAUUAAGACAAAUUACCAUGGAGGUGCCUGUCUCGUCUAUACUGUAUACUCUGACCGUAUCUUUCCAAAGUGCACCCUCUGGUGAAGUAUUCUUAAAUUGUGCACUUUAAUGGAAAACAAA
Mus pahari (shrew mouse) is the source of this 1256-nucleotide messenger RNA. RefSeq names its product isochorismatase domain containing 1 (gene Isoc1). NCBI's taxonomy places the organism in Eukaryota, Metazoa, Chordata, Mammalia, Rodentia, Muridae. The record is from RefSeq and is a predicted model, not a curated record. The transcript has 5 exons. Gene Ontology annotation, cellular component: cytoplasm. The coding region runs from base 24 to 917 and encodes 297 amino acids.